GGUGUCAAUUUUUGAAAUAAACCAACAUGGCGUACGCGAGUGGCGAAGAAUUCGGUGGUUCUUCUGUCAAGUGUCUUUUUUUUACGUUUUUAAAAUCUACUAAAUUAAUUAGUAAUUGUUUUAAUCGAAAGUGAUCCUCUUAGGUGCGCGCCGUCCCCGGUCUGUGUCUGGUGUCCGAUCAUGUGAAUGUCCUUCAUUUCACAACGACGAAACCCCGAAAAAAAAGUUAUACAGGUAUAAAACAUACACACACAUCCAACCAGAGAGAGAAGAUUUUAUGCAAUCCGCUUUACGCUAAACAAAAAAGUUUUCCAAAGCCGACAGGAUUGGGAAGGAUAAGUUAAGGGAAGGAAGAAGACCACAGAAGAAGAACAGCCGCCCUCGCGACAUUCCACACACGGAAAAUCACGUUUUCCGGACAAGCUGCUGCCACAGACAUGGAAACGAUAUCCUCACACUGUCACGAGUGGCGCACGUGAUGUGUGCGACACGGGGCUGGGGGCGGCAGCCGCCCUGCUGCAGUAAGGCCCCACUGCUGCUAGUCCUGCGGUGCCUGGCGCAGGUCCUCGCCACAGGCUUCCACCGUUUCCUAGCAAGAUUCUCAGGGAGAAGACGGCCGUUCCAUCAGAAAUCGCCUCCAUGGACAAUAUUAGCAUUAGUUGUAGUCUCUUCUUUAUUUAGUAUAGUCGAUGCGUGUUCGUCGCGUACAACGCCGAAACCACGGCCGCCCGUCCCGACGGCCCGGCCGAACAUCACAUUCCAUACGUACGCGUGUCCCCCGGCGUACGCGGCUUGGUACUGCCUCAACGAGGCCACCUGUUUCACAGUCAAGAUCCGGGAUUCGCUGCUCUACAACUGCGAAUGCGCGGAUGGUUUCAUGGGUCCUAGAUGUGAAUAUAAAGACCUAGAUGGAUCAUAUUUACCAUCGCAAAGGCGAAUUCUGUUGGAGACGGCGAGUAUAGCUGGGGGAGCGACGAUAGCAGUGCUAUUCGUGUUCAUCCUAUGCGUGAUGGCUUACGUCCACUACAAGAACAAGAUGAAAUCGGGCCUGGAUUGCGUGGACGGAGUGGUGUGGCGGCCCGGGUUGCUGCCGCCCCGCACCAACAGCAACCAAAGCCAACAACGUAUCUUUGGCACGAAGUGGCGGACGAACAAUCCCAAUCCCCACGGGGACAUCGCUGCCGUCCACGAUAGCCUAACGGUUCAGCUCCAACAUCAGCAGCAGCCACCUCACCAGCAGCCCCACGAUAAGAACUCCAGCCGGAUAGAAUUCUACUUGUAGAAGAAACCAAGCUCCCCGAAAGUUUUAAGUUGAUCGAAAAAGAAAACAGACUUUAUUUUUUCUUCUCCGAAGAAAAAGAAAUUCGAGACUCCGACCGCGGAAGUGACUACACACGAAAACAUUGAGAAAGGUUGAACAUUUCGCGAGUGACGCAAGACUAGAAAAAAUUGAAUCUAUAUAUAUAAAUAUAUAUAUACGAAAACGAGGAAAAUUCAUUUGGGACUUUAAUAUUUAAACUGAAGAAGCAAAGCAAGCGUAAAUAUAUUUAUAUAUAUAAUAUAUUACUUUCCUAUUUCCUUUUUCUAAAAUUUAUUUCUGGGGGAGAAUACUUUAUGAGAAAAAAAAAGGAAAGCAAACUGAUGGACGGACGGAUGAAGUUAACUAGAAGGAUCUUAACGAAUUGCUGUGUUUAUUUCCUCGAACGCCGUCUCUCCUAUUCUUCUUCGGCAAUGCGCGUCCCCCUUGUUAUAUAUGUUUAUAUACAUACCUGCAUACAUGCAUAUAUCUUCGAAUAUGUGAAAAAAUUGUUAUGUAAUAUUAAUUGAUUUGUUUUGAUAACUUAGGAGGACGAAGUGCGCGUGCGUUGCGCUGUACGUACGAUGAAGAAAUGAGGCGAUGACCACAUUGCAUUUUGUUCCACCCCUUCACAACUCUCCCUACUAUUUAAUUAUUAUUAUUAAUUAUUAUUUGUUCGUGGCGGCACCUUGUUAUACGCAGCGUAUAAAGAAAGAACAAAAAACCAAAACCCUUAUUUAUUUUAUUAUUAAUUUUUUUAUUGCGAGGAAAAAAAGUAUAUAUAUAUAAUUUAUGUGUUGUAAAUCAUCAAAGCAGUUUUUCCCCACCUUCUCACUGUUAUUAUUAUUAAUUCGUACAUUCGGUUGGCAAGUGUCGUGUCCUCUGGUGCAGCUCUACCAUUGCCAAAAAAAUAUCAGAGGAACGCAAAUAUUAUCAUUCUGUUCUGAAAUUUAUUAAUUAUCAUCCAACGGAAACCGGAAAAAAAA
This is a messenger RNA of Nicrophorus vespilloides, 2283 nucleotides long. Its product is annotated as protein spitz-like. The transcript is spliced from 7 exons. The record is from RefSeq and is a predicted model, not a curated record. The coding region runs from base 479 to 1282 and encodes 267 amino acids. Gene Ontology annotation, biological process: epidermal growth factor receptor signaling pathway. Lineage: Eukaryota; Metazoa; Arthropoda; Insecta; Coleoptera; Silphidae. Gene Ontology annotation, molecular function: receptor ligand activity; epidermal growth factor receptor binding.